Knipowitschia caucasica is the source of this 720-nucleotide messenger RNA. Lineage: Eukaryota; Metazoa; Chordata; Actinopteri; Gobiiformes; Gobiidae. The record is from the annotation of a GenBank genome assembly.
AUGUCUGCAAUGAAGACUGGAGCGAACAGUGAACGAUCUGGAGACGAGAUGGAUGAAGACGAGGAGCCUGAACACAAAACACAAUCAGUGCUCGAUGUGUAUUUAGAAAGAGAGAAACUCCUGCAUCAGAGGCUUUAUCUAGUCGCUCGACUUCCAAAAGGAGGGAAAGACAGGACAGAGUUGGCUGCUCAUUAUGAAAAACUCAGUCUUCAGCUGAGUAAGAGGUUCCCUUUGGACAACAUGACAGGCAUUCUCUUACUCUACUCGUCAUGUCUGAUUCAUGUUAUUGAAUCAUCUAGAGAUGUUCUUUUCACUAUUUUGGAAGAUCUUAUAGAGCUACAAGAAGAAACAGACUGUGUUUUACUUGAAGCUCCAAAGAUCGUAUUCAUGGCACACAGUCCUCGCAGCAGGCAGUUUCAGCAGUGGAGUUACAAGCUCCUGAAUACAGAAACAGAUCAGGCCGCAGGGAGCAGAGAAUCUGAUCCCACCGAGACAGAAACACUCAUUCUUGAGAUUUUGUCUUCUGUGACUACGGUAGCAAAGCAACUUGAACAAGCUAAAAGGACAGAGGGCGGACCACCAGUGAAAAUGCAUGGCCUGUCUCCAGAUGUUUUGAUCACUUUGACAUACAGAGAAGAUCUGUUUACGCCUCAGCAGUAUCUGAACAUGUACCAGUCACCUUUACACGUCAACCUGGAAAUCUGUAAGAGACACUUUUAA